This is a messenger RNA of Tetrahymena thermophila SB210, 1918 nucleotides long. Its product is annotated as D-alanyl-D-alanine carboxypeptidase family protein. NCBI's taxonomy places the organism in Eukaryota, Ciliophora, Oligohymenophorea, Hymenostomatida, Tetrahymenidae. Gene Ontology annotation, biological process: proteolysis. Gene Ontology annotation, molecular function: serine-type D-Ala-D-Ala carboxypeptidase activity. The record is from RefSeq and is a predicted model, not a curated record. The transcript is spliced from 2 exons.
CUUUAUUUAGAUAAUGGAGUGUAUAUAAAAGAAUACAAAAUUCAAUAAUUUGUAAUUCAAAAUAAUUAUCAAACUAAAAUAACCAACCUAUAAGAAAGGGGAUAACAAAAAAGAAAACACAAAUUAAUUCAAUACAAAUUUUAUUAAAUAUUUAGUAAGAAAUAUACAUAAGCAAGUAAGUAAAUAUAAAGAAAUGUUUGGAGAGAAAAACGAUUAUGGUAGCUGCAGCAAUAGCAGAAUAAUUAAGCAAAAGCACCAUUAAUCAAAUUAGUUGAAAUAAGCAGGUAGAAGUGCUUUGAAUAGUGCAAAUUAUGCCAAAGAUAAUGUUAGCAAUGCAUAUUCUUCGACAACAGGUUAAUCAUCUGUGAUCGAAGAUACUCCUUAUAUUACAGCAAAAGCCUGGUGCAUUUAUGACGCUAAAACAGGCCAGUAUUAAAGAGGUCAUCAUUCAAAUGAAAUCAGAGAAAUGGCUUCUCUCACUAAAAUGGCAACUCUUUUAGUUUCGCUGAGAUUAGUUGAAAGAUUUAAACUUGAUCCCACUCAGCUCUAUUUUAGUGUUUCAGAAAAUGCUGCCAACACAAGAGGAACAACUUCAAGACUUGAAGAAAAUGAAUGGGUGCUAGUCAAGGAUUUAUUUUAUGGACUCAUGUUGCCAAGCGGUAACGAUUCUGCUGUGGUUUUAGCAGAAAAUUUUGGUUGCUUGCUUUAUUUUGAUAGCAUUGGGUAAAAUAAAGUCUUUUAGGAAAUACAUAGUGUUGAUGUUACUGAAGACAUUUACGUGCGCGAUUAUAUGAAGCUAUUUUUAAAGGAAAUGAAUAGCAUUUGUGAAGAAUUUAAUUUAAAAAGCACCAAAUUCAACAAUCCUCAUGGACUAGUUAAUAAACAUAAUUACAGUACUUGUAAUGACUUAGCAAGACUCACAUAUUUUUGUUUGAAAAACGAAGAAUUCAGAAAAAUUGUUGCAACUAAAACCUACAGAGCCGUUGUAAAAUAUGUCUAAUUCGAUAAUAAAGUUAUUGAAAGGUCGAUUCUCUGGGAAAAUACAAAUAAAUUAUUGGAUAGAGGAUUCAAGGGAGUAAAAACAGGCAUUACUGUUGCUGCAGGUGCUUGCUUGAGUAGCUGGUACACACAAACAAUAGAUGAUUAUUCUAAAGAAGAAUGCAACAUAAUUAUUAUCGUGCUAGGCAGUGUCAAUCAAGAAUAAAGAUUCUAAGACACAAUAAGACUUGCUGAUUGGUACGUCCAAAGAUUAAAAGAUAAAAUAUAUGACAGCAACUACUAUUGAACUAAAAAUUACUAAAUUAAAUGAAAUUAUACUAAAAAUGAGUGCGUCAAGAAGUUAAAAUCUUAUAUAUUAUUUAACCAAUUCCUUUAAUGAAAAUACUAAAGAAAAUGUAAUAAUUAUCAGACUUAACAGUCUUUUUACCAAUCUAAUACGCUUGCAUAUAAUCAAUGCAUAACAAUUUGCAAGAUCAGAAAAAUAAAUAAUAACUAUCAGAAAAUAAAUCAAUAAAUCAAUAAAUAUAUUAAAAAAACAAGCUAGUUUUUCCUUUUUAAUCAACUAAUAUUUUUAAUAAUCUUCAACCUAACUAACUAAAUAAAAUGAAUAACUAACAAAAAUAAAAUAAAUAAAUAUAAUACAAUACCAUUUCAAAAUAUUCUUAAUUUCAAAUUUAUAGUACAUUUUGAAUUUAUCAGAAUCAUUCUAAUAAUAAUUAAUAAUAAAUAAAUAAAUAAAUAAAUAAUCUUUAAGUCACUUAAAUAUUUAGAAAAUAAAAUUAAAGUAAGAAAAUGAGUUAAUAACAAAUUAUUCAUUCAACAAAAUUAAUUAAAGAUUAAUUUUUUAUUUCAAAUAAAUUUGAGUCAUUAAAUAAUUACACUCCACUACCUACAGAUCCAUCUAUCUUUGUAUAAAUCU